Molecule: messenger RNA, 5866 nt
Organism: Mytilus californianus (California mussel)
Lineage: Eukaryota; Metazoa; Mollusca; Bivalvia; Mytilida; Mytilidae
Product: trimeric intracellular cation channel type 1B.1-like
Exons: 5
Coding region: 62-913 (283 amino acids)
Biological process (GO): potassium ion transmembrane transport
Cellular component (GO): membrane
Molecular function (GO): identical protein binding; potassium channel activity
Source: RefSeq, a predicted model, not a curated record
GUUUCCGCCGGCUACCGAGCACUUGUCAAGAAAUAGGAGAGUAGAAAUAAAAAGUGCAAACAUGGAUCCACAGACUUUUCUUGACAUUGCUACAACAGUAACAAAACUGAAAAUGUAUCCAUAUUUCGAUAUAGCCCAUUUUAUGUUGAUGUGCAUGGCGGUGAGAGACGAUAUCCCACAAGGAACUCCAGGUUCACCCAUAUUUUCACGUAAACAUCCAUUAUCGCUAUGGUUAUCCAGUAUGUUACUAUGUUUUGGUGGAGGUAUUAUUGCCAAUAUGUUACUAGGGGAACCAUUAAUAGUACCUUUAAAAGACCACAGAGCUAUUCUCACAGCUACAGCUGUAUGGUAUUUAGUUAACUACUCUCCGUUUGAUAUAGUGUAUAAGGUAGCAAAGUUUCUUCCAUUUAAAUUGGUAAUAUGUGGUCUGAAGGAAGUACAGAGAGCACACAAAGUCUACCAUGCAGUUGUUCAUACCAUGAAGAUAUAUCCAAGUUCAUAUUUAGUUAUAGUACUUAUAGGAACACUUAAAGGUGCCGGUAGUGGAUUUAUGAAGAAUUUCGAACGUUUGAUAAGAGGCUUUUGGAUUCCUGGAUCCAAUGAAUUACUUCAACCUUCUUUCACCACCAAAGCUGUAAUGGUGGCAGCUACUGUGUUCUUGCUUGAGAAACUGAAUUACAUCACUGCUCCUCAUCCACUUGUUUAUUUUGGAGUUGUCAUUUUCUUUGUCUACUUCAAACUGUCAGCCAUAUUGUUAGGUAUCCAUGAUCCAUUUGCACCAUUUGAGAAUCUUUUCUGUGCCAUUUUCAUGGGAGGAAUGUGGGAUGCCAUGAGAAGAGCUGUUACUAAGACAGAAACAAAGGAAGAAACUGAUGUCACAACAAAGAGCAAAGAGGACAAAAAGAACGACUAAGGACUUAUAGUAAACAAUUGUUUCUGCCAAACUAACCUAUCAUUGCUUGAUAGGACAAAUUUCUCCUGUUAUGCCAUCAAACGACAUUCCUAUUGAAACCACAUUAACUGAAAAAAAAUAAUAAAAAAAUUUGUAAAAAAAUUAAAAAGAAACAUGUUUAACAUACCAAAAAAACAAAAAAGAAAUUGGUAGCAAUUAAUAUAGAAACAAACAAGAUUAAAGCAAUUGGAGGUCAUUAUACACAGAGUAACAUCAUUAAAAGAAAUAUCUUUUAGUUUGAUGUGGUUGAGUUUGAGAAAAAAAAGCUUAUUAACUAGUUUUUUUAACUCUUGAUUUCUACGCACUAAUUGUCUCGCAGGGCUAUUUUACUUUUUUAAUGUUUCUAAAUGUUCAUGUAAGAACAUAGCCAAUAGGAAUCAAGAGAGAGAUUGAGUUUUCUAUUGAGAGCUAGUAUUUUCAUUUAGUUUGGAACCCAUUAGUGGCCAUUCCUUGUGUGAAAAUCUUAGAAUUUAGUUGUGAUAUUUGUUUUUUAUGAGAUUGGUGAAAGCUUAAUUGAAAUGUGAUCUGAAUCAUAUUACAUUAUAUCUGGAAAGCUUAAAUAUUGACGAUAUCUUUCUGCAUUUGAUAUUUUGCAUACCAUUUGUAUUCCAGGUGUUUAUUGUAAAAUAAAAUGAAAUUUCGCAUUCAAUGGUAUGAUCCUCAUCUUUUUUUCACAUUAGUUUUGAUAUAUUAUUUAUAGAUAAUAUUGAAUUAUACUUCAGGAAUAUUUAACAAUAGAUGUAGUUAUAAUGUGUAAUCAAAUUUAUAUUGUGAAACGAUGUGAUCAAGUAUAGAAUAUUUUUAAGUUGACAAUCAGUUUUAAUAGUUUAUAGACAUUUAAGAAUAAAGGCACACAAUAUCAAUUAAUGAGAACAAAACUUCGAAUUUUUAAAACAAAAAAAAAUCUCUAUCCUUCAUAUUAAUAAAAGACCAUGCCUGUUUGGUAUUUUUUAACAGGUCAGUUAAAUAGUCCAUAGUUUAGUAUUUUAGGUAAGCUUGACCAUGAAAAAUUGACUUAUUCCUACCUCAUGUAUAGCAUUAAUUCUAGAUAUUAUAUCUGUCGCUGUGUGUAUAAAGAAUUUUGACAUGAGGUUAGUUUUCCUUUUUUUUUUUUUUCAUAGAAAAAAGCAAAUAUUUCCAACAAGUGACAUGUAAGCACAUCACUGUGUAGAAUGAAGGACCUAUCAGGAAUUUGAAUGAGAAUUUUUUAAGAUAAAUAUAUUUGUUCAAGUUUUGGGAUCAUACUUUAAUACAUCUACAGUAUAUUGAAGUAGGAAUGAAACAUAAGGCUAAAAUAAAAAUAAUUCUUGUGUUUAGGGUUUCGCUAUCUGCCGUAUUAUUUAUGCCUCAAAAUAUCUACCUGAACUUAUUUAUUGACACUUUUGGUAUGGUAGUCAUUUGUGACAAAAUUACAGGUCUUCCCAUUUACUCAAAAAAUCCUACCUACCAUGAUUUUCUUAUGGAGGAAAUCCAAAACACACAUACUUUUUUGUUUGGCCUAAUGAUUUGUAUUGAUAAUUAAUAAAAAAUCAGCACAGCUGUAAAACAUUAGAUGAUACUGAUCUAUUAAGGCAGUUGUCAAUGUAAUCCAUUUUUUAUGUAACCAGUCAAAAAGUUCUAGUCUUGCAUAUACAUACCCCUUUUAAAUAUUUAAACCGCAAAUAUUUUUUUUUAGGUGCUAAUCAUUAAAUCAUAACUUCAUUUCCAAUAAUUAUACUAUUUUAAAAGCUAUUCCACCAUUGAUACAUUGAUUAUGCAUUCUAAUAAAAAGCUGUAUUGUCAGUUAAUUUAAUAAACAUGUUGCUAUGAUAUAUCAUAGUCAUUAUAUUGUCUAAAGCUAAUUCUUAGAAGCAUAUGUUUUUAUUCCAUUUAAUGUAUGUUGUGAAAAUGUUUGUAUGUUUGCUUUGUUUCAUUAUAUACACUUUUAAAAGUUGGAAAACAUUUUAUACACUUUUAAAAGUUGGAUAAAGCAUAGAAAAAAGUUGCUUCAUAUCAAAUGGUGUGUAUGAUUUAUUUUGUUCUUGCUCUUGUUUUUUUAAAAAUGGAAAUAAUAUUAAUUUCAUCAUUUACAUCAUUUACAAAGACUUAGGAAAAAUUAUAGGAGCUUCAAAGUCACAUUAGAUGAAGCAUCCGUAAUUGGCAUAGAAAUCAAUGAAACGUGCAAUGCUUUGACUUACAUAUAUACAUGUAGUAAUUUCUUCUUAAAUUUUCUGAUUGUCCUACAAAAUUGACAAAUUAUUUUAUGGUCAUUGCACAGAUUAUGCCUAAAGAUAUGCAACUAUUCAGUAAUCACCAUUGCUAAUGACAAAAGUAUUGACAAUGCUUUCUGUUGUGUUACAUUUUUUCUUUGGAUCUAUAGUAUAGGGCCUGUAAAAGGGUGUAGUGUUUAAUAUUUUAACCUUUUGAUGAAAAUUCUCCACAUUUGGUCAAAAUGCCUCAUUAAUUAUAUUUUUUCCCUUGGAAAACUGAGAACCAAAUGUUUGAACUUUCUUUGACCUGAUUUAAGUUUAGUUUUUGUCCUGAUUUAAGUUUAGUUUUUGUCCUGAUUUAACUUUAGUUUUUGUCCUGAUUUAACUUUAGUUUUUGUCCUGAUUUAACUUUAGAUAGAUUAUUUGUUUUGCUACAAAGUUAUUUUAUUGCACAAUUUAUAUGUCAAAAAGAUCUAGUCAUUUUGUAGAUUUUAAAUGUUUAAUGAGUGUGUUUAAAAUGAAUUGUUAGAUAGGAUGGGUUAACUUGUGAGUGUUAUGAUUGACAUUGUUGUUCUAAUAUUCACGAUACUGAAAUAAACCCGGUAGUAUUUAUUUUCUUUGUGAAAAUGGAUGUAUUUGUCAUUUCUACCAAGAUUAUCGAACACUUGCAACUAAUGUUUUGAACUUGUAUUACAUUAAAAUAUAGAAUAUUGAAUAUUAGAGCUUUUCUGCUUUUUCAAUGGAAUGUACUUGCAAGUAUUGUAUAAAAUAAAAGAAUCAUCAUUUCCAAUCUAAAAGGUGUACAAGUUAAUUCUGUACAACCUGUGUUCAUUUCCAUUGUUGAAUGGUGGAAAAACAAAAAGCACUUGAUCUGUAAUGAUAACACAGUCAAAACCCAUUAAUAAAUAUGCUUUUUUUUAUUUUCUUAAUCAGCAGUUAUAUUCCCAAAAUAGGUUCUUAUAGCUAAUGCUAUGAUAUGAUACCUGAGAUUUGCAGUCCACAGACAAAUUUUUCACCUAGAAGUCUUGUAAUAAAGGUUAUUUGGUCAGUUCACGUAUAGACACAAUGUCAAAUUUUUUAUGCAGGUUGUUAUUAAAAUACCACCAAUUGCUAUUAAUGACCACAUUUGUACAUAAAGGGUAAAAAAUAUUUCAAAUUAUUUAUUGUAAUGUCCUAUUUAAUGUAAUUGUCUCCAGGCGAAAUUUUGCUUCGGUGCUGGUUUGGUAUAUAAGAUGCUGCUUCUUUAAGAAUUACUUAACCUAGAUUGUAUUUCUGUGGUAGACAUACAUACUUGUUAUUACCUCUUUUGAAAAAGGAGAUCUCCCCAGGAUUCUGUAAUGUGGGGGCACUAUGUUAAGAGAUAGAGAAAAUCAUGUUUUGAUUGUUGUACAGUUAUUUUUAAUUCCAUUAAUGAAAAGAGAUCAUAGAUAAAAGAUAUGUAUUGUAAUACAUUUACUGUAUUUAAUUUUUAAUUGCUUAUACUUAAUGUAUUGUAAAAAUAUUUUCUGUCAUUUUUAUAGACAUGAUAUAGUGUAUCAGUUAUAUAUCCUUUUUCUUAUUAAUUUAUACACAAAUAGCCAUAAAGAUAUACUUUUGAAUGCAGCAAUGUAAUCUGAAAAACUGAUGGUUGUGCUUUUAUAUAAAUUUAUAUCUAACUUACUUCCUGCCUACUGGAAGACUAUAUAUAGAUUUUACUGAUCAUUGUGAUAACAAUUUAUGAAAAUUCAUUUGCUGUUCUUGAUUGUCUGAGAAAUGUAAAUAAGACAUGUGAGACAUUAUCUCUUAUUAGAUUAAAAUUAAUCUGUUCUGAUUACUUCACAUAUAAAGGAAUAAAUGACUUGCAUGACCCCAUGAUCAGUGUAACCAUAAGGUCAAUGUGGAUAAAUAUUACCUGAUGGCAGUAUUUGUAAUGGUCUCACUGUAUUUAGAUUUAUGUACAGAAUUCGUCAAGUAUUAAAAUAAUCCUAAUCACCAUUAAUCUAAUACAGACUGUUAAUAAAACUUUCAUAUAAGUAACAUGUGUGUAUUGAUGCACAAUUCAGUUGAAUUUCUAUUUCUGAAAGUAAAAAAUGUCUCUGUUUGUGACAAAAAUGGCAAAUUCUCCUUUUUAUGCCCCACCUAGGGGCAUUGUGUUUUUCGGUCUGAUCGUCCGUUCGUCCGUCCGUCCGUCCGUCUGUCCCACUUCAGGUUAAAGUUUUUGGUCAAGGUAGUUUUUGAUGAAGUUGAAGUCCAAUCAACUUGAAACUUAGUACACAUGUUCCCUAUGAUAUAUUCUUUUUAAUUUUAAUGCCAAAUUAGAGUUUUGACACCAAUUUCACGGUCCACUGAACAUCGAAAAUGAUAGUGCGAGUGGGGCAACCGUGUACUAUGGACACAUUCUUGUUAUAAAUUUAAAAUGAUGAAAAUAAUUGUACCAUACCUUGUGUAAUAACUAAAUCUUAUGGUAGCUAUAUUCAGUACUAUUGAUACACGGAGAACGAAAACUUAACAAUGACAGAAGCAAAAAUUCUGCAUUAGAUUGAUAUAUUACCAUACAUAAGAUGUAUUGACACUACUACUUAAAAUUUGUUUUAACAACACUGUUUUAAAGUAGAUCUAUCCUUGCUGUUCACAAUUCUGAAAAUAGUGGAGUAUUUUUGAUGUAUUAAGUUUAUUAUUCUAUGAUCUAAUUGUGUUGAUUUUAUUUGUCCAUUCCUGUCCAAAAUAAAAUACAUGGAUAGUUUUA